AUGCAGGGCUUCAACAUGGGCCGCUACGUCCCUCCAGACGUCGAGGGAACCACCAGCGGAAACCGUCUCCACGGGAAGCGCCCGCCCGGUUACCGCGCCGGCGGGCAAACCGUGCGCUUCGAGAUGCCCUUCCCAGUCUGGUGCUCAUCCUGCCCCAAGCCCACCAUCAUCGGCCAGGGCGUCCGCUUUAACGCUGCAAAGUCCAGAGUUGGCAGCUACUUUUCAACGCCGAUAUGGAGCUUUCGUUUCCGUCACGCAGACUGCGGCGGUGAGAUUGAGAUCAGGACAGAUCCUAAGAACACGGCUUACGUCGUGGUCGAGGGCGGGAAGAAGAGGGACACGGGUGAGGAUGCGCCGCGCGAGGGAGAUGCGGUCAUCUUGACAGAUCAGGAGAGAGAAGCUCUAAGAAAAAAUGCCUUUGCCAGUUUGGAAAAGACUAUCGAGGAUAGGGAGCAGUUGAAGCUGGCUACGGAGCGGAUCGACGAUCUCGCCGAGGCAUCGUCAAAGCACUGGAAAGACCCAUACACGCAGAACCAGAAGCUUAGAAAAGCUUUUCGCCAAGAACGCAAGGAGCGUGAGCGCACUGCAGCGGCAACGGAGAACUUACAGGACCGGAUGAGUCUUGGGAUUGACAUUGUACCCGCCACAGAGGAGGACGCCCGGCGCGCAGCCCUGGUUGAUUUUGGAUCCGCGGAUGAGAACGGACGAGACCGCGCACUCUCCAAACCCCUAUUCAAGAGUGAUAAAAAGCCGGCAAAGAGUAGCAGCAGGCUCAAGACCGAGAAGGAGGCAUCGAAGCGCAAAGAGACGCUGGUAUCAGAGCUUCUGGGGAACACCAGAGCAUCCACAGACCCCUUCCUGCUCAACCAUCGAAGCGAGCCGAAAGGAACUUCAAGACUCCCGGGACUCAAAAGAAAAAGACCCCAAGAGCCAGAGGCGCCAUCAAAAGCACAGGCACAAGAAGCGGUAACGGGGCUGGUGGAUUAUGAUUCAGAUUAA
Molecule: messenger RNA, 999 nt
Organism: Fusarium keratoplasticum
Lineage: Eukaryota; Fungi; Ascomycota; Sordariomycetes; Hypocreales; Nectriaceae
Exons: 1
Coding region: 1-999 (332 amino acids)
Biological process (GO): mRNA splicing, via spliceosome
Cellular component (GO): U2-type spliceosomal complex; post-mRNA release spliceosomal complex
Source: RefSeq, a predicted model, not a curated record